AUGGCCACCGAUAUCGCUACCCUCUCCGGCCUGCUCAACGCUAGUCUGGACCCGCGCCAGAACAAGCAGGCCGAGGCAGCCAUUGCUCAGGAGCAGAUCAAGCCAGGCUUCUCUCUCACCCUCCUUCAGAUUGUAGCCUCGGACGCCAAUCCCCCCAACACACGACUGGCCGCCGCGCUGUACUUCAAGAACUUUGUAAAGCGGAAUUGGGUCGACGAAGAUGGCAACUACAAGCUACCACAGGAUGAGGUUGUGGCAAUCAAGAGAGAGCUGAUAGGCCUCAUGGUCUCGGUCCCUGCAAACCUACAGGCGCAACUCGGCGAGGCCAUUAGCGCCAUUGCCGACAGCGACUUCUGGGAGCGAUGGGAUACCUUGGUCGACGACCUCAUCUCGCGCCUCACACCAGACAACAUAGUAGUAAACAAUGGUGUACUGCAGGUCGCACAUUCCAUCUUCAAGCGGUGGCGGCCACUGUUCCGGUCCGACGACCUCUUCACUGAGAUCAACCACGUCCUGUCCAAGUUCGGCACUCCCUUCCUCCAAUUGCUCGAAAACACCGACACCCUCAUUACAAACUCGCAGGGCGACCCCGAAAGACUCAAGGGCGCCUUCACCACCCUAGACUUGCUUCUCAAGCUAUUCUACGAUCUUUCCUGCCAGGAUCUACCGCCCGUCUUUGAAGACCACAUUAGCGUCAUCUCAGGCCUCCUCCACAAAUACCUCGUAUUCGACAACGCCGCACUGCGUACCGACGACGACACCGAGUCAGGCCCACAAGAAUAUGUGCGCGCUGGCAUCUUCGAGGCGCUUAUGCUGUACAUACAGAAGUAUGAGGACGUUUUUGGCUCACAACUUGGUCAGUUUAUUGAAACCACAUGGGGCUUCCUCAUGUCGGUUGGACUGGAGACAAAGUACGACAUCCUAGUCAGCAAGGCCCUACAGUUCCUCACAGCUGUCGCCUCCACACAGCAUGCCGAAGCUUUCAACAACCAAGACGUAUUGGUACAGGUCAUUGAAAAGGUCAUCCUGCCGAACCUGACAUUGCGCGAAUCUGACGUGGAGCUAUUCGAGGACGAGCCUAUUGAGUUUAUCCGCCGAGAUCUAGAGGGAUCCGACAAUGACACCCGCCGACGCGCGGCUACAAACUUCCUGCGUCAACUCAUGUCUCGUUUCGAAUCACUCGUCACAGCCACAUCAAAGAGAUACAUCGACGCCUACCUCGAGAACUAUGCCAAGGAUGCAGCCAACAACUGGAAGUCAAAAGACACUGCAGUCUACCUCUUCACUGCCAUCGCCGCAAAGGGAACUGCCACUGCUGGUCAAGGUGUCAUGAGUGUAAACGAGAAUGUCAACAUCCUGGAUUUCUUCCAGCAACACAUUGCAGCUGACCUGCAGGCUCAAGGCGCAUCGCCAAUCCUUAAGGUCGAUGCCAUCAAGUUUCUCUACGUCUUCCGCAGCCAACUAUCACCAGACCUUUGGCGGGCAGCGUUCCCUCUGCUCGUUAACCAGCUCGGAGACGACAACUACGUCAUCCACACUUACGCCGCCAUCGCUGUCGAGCGUGCUCUAUUUAUGACGGACAGCAACCGACAACCUAUCAUUCCCAGGGGUGAUGUUGUCAAUUCAUCCAAAGACCUCCUGGCGCAUCUGUUCAAGCUCAUCACCAAGAACUCCGCCCCAGAAAAGAUCCAAGAGAACGAGUUCUUGAUGAAGUGUGUCAUGCGUGUGCUGAUCUUCGUCCGCGACGGUAUCCUACCGAUAUGCGAGACUGUGCUGCAAAACUUCAUCAACAUCGUCAAGGUCAUCAGACACAACCCUAGCAACCCCAGGUUCCAGUACUACUUGUUCGAGGGCAUUGGCGCUCUCGUCCGAUUCGGUGCGCCCAAACACCCUCAGUUCUUUGAGGAGAAGCUGUAUGAGCCAUUUGCGGCAUGCUUGCUAGCCCAGGUUGAGGAGUUCUCUCCAUACAUAUUCCAACUCUUCUCAGCACUGCUAGAAGCAAACCCCUCCGGAGAGCUGAGUGAGUACUACAGGAGUCUGUUCACCAUCAUCAUUCAAGGUGCGGUCUGGGAGCAGCGUGGUAACGUACCUGCAUUGGCCCGUCUGCUGAGUGCAAUGGUCGCUCGUGACGCACAGCACAUUGUCGCACAGACGCAGCUGGAGCCCAUUCUCGGUAUCUUCCAGAAGCUGGUCACUAGCAAGGCCCAUGAAACAUACUCGUUCGAACUCAUCGAAUCUGUCGUGUCAAACAUUCCCGCUGAUGCGCUACAACCGUACUUUGUCACAAUUCUUCAGUUGAUGCUUACGAGGCUGUCCAACAUGAAGACGGAGAAUUUCCAGCAGCGGUUCAUUUCCUUCUACCAUUUUGUCUCUGCACGACUGGACAAGGGACUGGGUACGGACUUCUUCAUUAGCGUCACGGACCAAAUCCAGCACGACAUUUUCAAACCAAUCUACUUGACCGUUAUCCUACCCGACACGCAGAAACUUGCUCGCCCCGUUGACCGAAAGACGGCGGUAGUGUCCUUUACUAAGACACUUGGCGAUUCACAAGCGUUCGUCGAUCGAUACCCCAAGGGCUGGACGCUCACGACGCAACGGUUGAUUGAGCUACUCGUCAACCCACCGGUGCCGACUGCAGCAGAUGACAUCAUUCCCGACGCGGAUGUGGAUGAGCUUGGCUUUGGCGUUGGCUUUACACAGCUCAACACUUGCAAGAAGGCGCCUCGCGAUCCGUUCCCAGAAAUUGGAGAUGUGAAGCAGUGGGUUGGACAAUAUCUGAAGGAUGCAGACACGCGGCACAGUGGUCGCAUCGUCAAGAUUGUGCAGGAGCGCCUUGACGACACAUCUAAGCAGGCUUUGGCGGGAUACCUAAGCUAA
Pyrenophora tritici-repentis Pt-1C-BFP is the source of this 2880-nucleotide messenger RNA. Its product is annotated as CSE1, CAS-CSE protein involved in chromosome segregation. Gene Ontology annotation, biological process: protein import into nucleus; protein export from nucleus. The record is from RefSeq and is a predicted model, not a curated record. Gene Ontology annotation, cellular component: cytosol; nuclear envelope. NCBI's taxonomy places the organism in Eukaryota, Fungi, Ascomycota, Dothideomycetes, Pleosporales, Pleosporaceae. Gene Ontology annotation, molecular function: small GTPase binding; nuclear export signal receptor activity.